GCUCAUGGGUCGGGUUACGGUAUCGGUACGAGUGUCGCCUCUGCCGCAUCACAGCGUGAAGCAGCAGGACUAUUAGAUAAGGUCUUAGCACCUGCUCCAAUCCUGCCACGAUUUUCCUCGCCGGUAGCAACAUCGACACCGAACAGUGACUAUCAUUCCCGAACAACCCCCGUGUUCAAGAGUUACAAAUUCGCACAAAAACUCAGUCAACGACCGAGAUUAAGGAUACGACGGCCUGGAGAGAAAGCCAUAGCAGAAAACUCCAUCCAGGAAGAUCCGAAUCUUACGCCAUUCCAAAACUCAGCACGGAAUCGUUUCGGAUACGCACGGACAAUCAAACCACCAUCCACGACCGAGCCGGUAACGACUACAACCACAGAAGCCACAACUACCACAAGUGUCAUGACUACUCCCGAGUUAGAAACAACAGACGCAUCUGAAGACGAAAGUGGAGACUCAGGUAGGUUAACUUGUUAA
Messenger RNA from Strongylus vulgaris, 477 nucleotides. NCBI's taxonomy places the organism in Eukaryota, Metazoa, Nematoda, Chromadorea, Rhabditida, Strongylidae. The record is from the annotation of a GenBank genome assembly.